UUCCGGUGGAGACGUGGCUCUGUACUGCUGCCAUAUUGACGCUAGCGAGCUAACAAUCACACAACUUGAAGUCAACUGUACAUUCGCACCUUGCUAUUCCAGAGUGACUAGAAAUCACCAAAGCGAGAAACGCAAGAGACGGAAGAUCGCGUACCGUAGAGAGAGACCAAAAUGGUGCUGUUGGCAGCGGCGGUAUGCACCAAGGCCGGAAAGGCCAUUGUAUCGCGGCAGUUUGUGGAAAUGACCCGGACACGCAUUGAGGGUCUCCUGGCCGCAUUCCCUAAACUGAUGAACACGGGCAAGCAGCACACCUUUGUGGAAACAGACAGUGUCCGCUAUGUGUACCAGCCGCUGGAGAAACUCUACAUGGUCCUCAUCACCACCAAGAACAGCAACAUCCUGGAGGACCUGGAGACACUCAGACUUUUCUCUCGUGUGAUCCCAGAAUACUGUCGCGUGCUGGAGGAGAGUGAAAUAUCAGAUCACUGCUUUGACCUGAUCUUUGCCUUCGAUGAGAUUGUAGCACUAGGCUACAGGGAGAACGUUAACCUGGCUCAGAUCCGCACCUUCACAGAGAUGGACUCCCACGAGGAGAAGGUGUUCCGUGCCGUCAGAGAGACUCAGGAAAGAGAGGCUAAGGCAGAGAUGAGGAGGAAGGCCAAGGAGUUGCAACAGGCCAGGAGGGACGCCGAGCGUUCUGGAAAGAAGGUGCCAGCUUUCGGCGGUUUCGGCAACGCCGGCAUGACCAGCGUCUCCUCAGGGUCCAUCAUCACAGACACCAUCGUUGAGCCUGAGAAGCCCAAGAUCACACCGGCUCCAGCCAGAUCAAGUGGACCCAGUAAAGCUCUGAAAUUGGGGGCUAAAGGGAAAGAGGUGGACAACUUUGUUGACAAGCUCAAGUCGGAGGGUGAAACCAUCAUGGCCAAUACAGGAAAGAGGGGCUCAGAUGUAUCUAAAGUUCUACCACCACCAGUCAACGUGGAGAGUGUACAUCUGCGUGUGGAGGAGAAGAUCUCGCUGACUUGCGGUCGUGAUGGCGGCCUACAGAACAUGGAGUUGCUGGGCAUGGUGACGCUCCGAGUCACAGACGACAAGAACGGACGCAUUCGCCUCAUUAUCAACAAUAACGACAACAAAGGAUUGCAGCUCCAAACACAUCCCAAUGUGGACAAGAAGUUGUUCACAGCUGAUUCAGUGAUUGGUCUGAAGAACCCAGAGAAGUCCUUCCCUCUCAACAACGAUGUUGGUGUGCUGAAGUGGAGACUACAGACCACAGAUGAAGCGCUCAUACCUCUAACCAUAAACUGCUGGCCUUCAGAGAGUGGUACUGGCUGUGACGUCAACAUUGAAUACGAGCUGCAGGAGGACAGCCUCGAGCUCAACGACGUGGUCAUCAGCAUCCCUGUACCGUCCGGUGUGGGAGCUCCUGUGAUUGGUGACCUGGAUGGAGAGUACAAACACGACAGCAGGCGAAACGUUCUGGAGUGGUGCCUACCCGUCAUCGAUGCCAACAACAAGACUGGCAGCCUGGAGUUCAGCAUCGCCGGGCAGCCCAACGAUUUCUUCCCCAUCAACGUGUCCUUUGUGUCUAAGCGCAACUACUGCGACAUCCAGGUUACCAAAGUGACUCACGUAGAUGGAGACAGCUCAGUUAGAUUCUCUUCAGAAACCUCCUUUGUUGUCGACAAAUACGAAAUCCUGUAAAAAAAAAAAAAAAAAAAAAAAAAAAAAAAAAAAGAAGAGAAAAAAAAUUCAAAGAAUUCAAAAUCAAAAAAAUCACCAACAAAAAAAGUCCAAAUCUAUGCGUCAGAGAAAGUUUGAAGAUUUCUUGCCUGCCCACCCUGUAUACUAUUUCAGAGACUGUGUACAUCAACAGGACUACGUCAGCCCUCUGGCAAAGCCUCUUCCUGUGGUGGAGCAGAGCAGCGGUGGUGUAUUUAUAUGUUUGUAUGAGAGAGGAUCAUCUAUAUAUAGAGUUAAUUGAACAGGAAAAACCAACAAACACACACACACAAAGAAAACGACACUGAUGCUGUCAUGUUCGCCAAGCAGAACUGUAAAGAGGACUUCAGGCUAAGUAGAGGAUGACUGCGGGGGUGCAGGAGAGGCCGGCGGCCGUCUCCUCGUCCAUCUAUCAAUAAAGCCCUGCCAGGAGGUAGAGAGGGAAAACGGUGACCUGAGGCCACUGAAUCAGUCUCCAGUAGGAAGAGCGCUGGUAGUUUAGCGUCCCCCCGAGAAUCGUGCGUCCUCCACAACCUUUCUUCUUCACACUUGCAUUGCAAUGGUUCAUCGAUAGACGCCGCCUUGAAUGGGGUUCUUGCUUUCUUUCUUUUCAGAUUUCCUUCUCCAUAAUAACUGCAGAUUUGUAGCUGUCUCAAUCAUUAUUAGCCCGUCACUCUUUAAUCUUUAAACUAUUGUGAUUUGCUCUAUUGAUAUCUCACUUCAGAUGAUUGGGUUGUUUUUUUUGUUUUUUUUGUCUUUCGUGUGAGGACACUUGAGUUGUCAGUUUUUGUAGAGAGGUAACACAUUGGUUCUGCGCUGAAAAGCAAAAUAUGGCUCUGUGCUCAGUAUAUUGUCUUUUCUGUCUGCGGUUAUUAUCAGAAUUAUGCCGCACUGUCCUUUUAUUUUUAACUUUGAAUUUUUUUUUUACUGUUUGCUGUAUACUUUGUCAUUGUUUACCACUAAUCUGGAUCUUGAAAUUGACAGUGAAGAGCAGGACGUUGUAAGGAAUUCUCAGCUGCAAGGCAAAGUUACCUAUCAGUAAAUACAUUUGACUAUUG
Molecule: messenger RNA, 2780 nt
Organism: Micropterus salmoides (largemouth bass)
Lineage: Eukaryota; Metazoa; Chordata; Actinopteri; Centrarchiformes; Centrarchidae
Product: coatomer subunit delta
Exons: 10
Coding region: 172-1704 (510 amino acids)
Biological process (GO): Golgi localization; retrograde vesicle-mediated transport, Golgi to endoplasmic reticulum; endoplasmic reticulum to Golgi vesicle-mediated transport
Cellular component (GO): cytosol; COPI vesicle coat
Source: RefSeq, a predicted model, not a curated record